CCAAAUUCCCAAAUCACAGGGAAUUGAAAUUGAUCGAAAAAAUAGAAAAAAAGUGAUCGAAAUUGAAAAACAAUUGAACGAAACUGAAAAAAUUGAAGCGCAGCACAGUAAGGUCUCUCAGGCCACCGCAAAUGCCGUCCAUUCAGUCCUACAACGACUUCGUCAAAUCCCACGGCGUACUAUUAGUGGCCUCCGGAUUACCGCCUAAACUCCACCCCCUGCUCUUCCAGAAGCUCGCGGAGGAGACGUUCGACGGCGGCCAACACUUCCAGAUAGAGCCUGUGGAGGAUGGAAAGCAAAGGCGCCUGCUCUUCACUUCUGAUUUCAUGGCUAAGGAGUCUAAUCUCUUUCUCGUUGACCACGCCUGGACAUUUCGCCUUGCUGAUGCCUAUAAGCAGUUACAGGAAGUUCCUGGGCUUGCAGAACGGAUGGCUGCAUUAAUGUGUUUGGAUACGGAUUUCUCAGACACAUCUGAGGGAGGUGACAUAGGUGGAAUUGGAGGCGAAGAUGAUACUAAAUUGAGUGCAGAGGAGAUAGUGGCAAGAGAAGUCAUUAAGGCCACGAAAGGAGGUGAUGCUGCAAGGUGGUUGGAGCUUGACGAGCUUGCCAUUGAUGAUGCUAUGCUUUCUUCUCUUGACUUGCCUCAUAAAUUUCCUGAUUUGAUUGCACUAAGCUUGUGUGAUAACAAUCUCAAGAAUAUUGAUGUUCUUGUAAAUGAGAUCACCCAUCUCAAAAAUCUCAGAGCUCUAUGGCUGAACAAUAAUCCAAUUCUGGAGAAUGAUGGUGGUUGUCUGAUAGAAGCCAUUCUUCAUGGUUGCCCUAAAUUGGAAAUUUACAGUUCUCACUUCACACCACAUUUUGGUGAGUGGGCAUUAGGUUUUUGUGGAGAAAUAUACAAUAAAAACAAUCCAUGUUGUACAUACCAAGGUGAUCGCCCAUUGCUGUCUUUGGAAUCUCUAGACCUAUCUAAUAGAUCCAUUAACAACAUAUUCAGUGAGGCAUUUUGUCCCACCGAGCUUCCAUCUCUCACACAUUUGAACAUUCGUGGAAAUCCAUUGGACCAAAACACCGCAAGUGAUUUAUUGGAACUCCUUAACCAAUUCAGCUGUUUGCAUUCUUUGGAGGUGGAUAUACCCGGACCUCUAGGAGAAAAUGCUGUUAGAAUUGUUGAAGCACUGCCAAAUCUAACUGUCCUCAAUGGUGUUAACACAUCCAAAAUCUGUGAGUCAGGAAGGUCUGUGCUUGAUUCAAUGUUGCGGCCACGCCUUCCUGCAUGGACGGCUGGAGAACCUAUUAUUGAUCGCAUCAUAAAUGCAAUGUGGUUAUAUUUAAUGACUUAUAGACUUGCAGACGAAGAAAAAAUCGAUGAAACCUCAGUAUGGUAUGUAAUGGAUGAAUUGGGUUCAUCUUUACGACAUAGUGAUGAACCAAAUUUUAGAGUGUCUCCAUUCCUCUACAUGCCGGAUGGUGAACUGGGAUCCGCCAUGAGCUAUUCAAUUCUAUGGCCAAUCAAUGAUAUUCAAAGACAUGAUGAGUGCACUCGUGAUUUUCUACUUGGAAUUGGAGAAAAUCAACAACGUUCGGCUAGACUUACUGCUUGGUUCCAUACGCCACGUAAUUAUUUUAUUAAAGAAUAUGAGAGGUACAGGGACAUGUUGCAAGCAACCAAAUUUACAUCAUCGCCACAAGCAUCAUCUGUUACAAGUUCUUUGUACAUAACUGAUGGAAGUGCUUUGCGAGUUUAUACCGAUAUACCUCAAGUGGAGGAAUUCUUGAACCGUCCUGAAUUUGUACUCACAUCUGAGGCAAAGGAUGCAGAUAUUAUAUGGACAUGUAUGCAGGUAGAUGAGGAGAUGAAGAAGGCUGCUGGACUCAAUGACCAACAGUACAUAAAUCAAUUUCCCUUUGAGGCUUGUCUGGUUAUGAAACAUCAUUUGGCUGAAACAGUUAAAAAGGCUCAUGGAUUGCCUGAAUGGCUUCAGCCCACGUACAACCUUGAAUCACAACUCAAUCAAAUGAUAGGUGAUUAUUAUGCCCGGCAAAGAGAUGGAGUGGAUAAUCUAUGGAUCUUGAAGCCGUGGAACAUGGCAAGAACUAUUGACACAACCAUAACUGGCAAUUUAUCUACUAUUAUCCGUUUAAUGGAGACUGGCCCAAAAGUAUGCCAGAAGUAUAUUGAGCACCCUGCUUUGUUCAAGGGGAGGAAGUUUGAUCUUCGUUACAUCAUCUUGGUCCGCAGCAUAAGCCCAUUGGAUAUUUUUCUGGCAGAUGUAUUCUGGGUUAGAUUAGCAAACAAUAUUUACUCUUUGGACAAGCAUAGCUUCGACGAAUAUGAAACUCAUUUCACUGUUAUGAAUUAUCGAGGAAGACUGGAGCAGAAGAAUAUAUCAGACUUCGUGAAUGAGUUUGAGGAAGAGCACAAAGUUAAAUGGAUGGAUAUCCAUUUGAGAGUUAGGAGUAUGAUUAAAUCUGUGUUUGAGUCUGCUGCAUCAGUGCAUCCGAAGAUGCAUCACCCUAAAUCUCGUGCAAUGUACGGUGUUGAUGUAAUGCUUGAUUGCCACUUUCAGCCUAAACUACUUGAGGUUACCUACUGUCCCGACUGCACCAGAGCUUGCAAGUAUGACACAGAAGCUGUGAUUAAAGGAGGAGAAACUGUCAAAGGACGCGAUUUCUACAACUACGUGUUUGGCUGUCUUUUUUUAAACGAAACUAACCAUGUAUUGCUGUUGUAGACGUAGACAAGUCUACCAAACGUUUUGUGCUUUAUAGGCUUGAUCUAGUUCACAAUUAUGCCAAAUGAGUGUUUUGCUAUGUUCUUGCACUAGUAUUCAUGCACCCUAAAGUUUGAGUGAGUAAUAUACUUUGUGAUGACUU
Messenger RNA from Cuscuta campestris, 2874 nucleotides. Lineage: Eukaryota; Viridiplantae; Streptophyta; Magnoliopsida; Solanales; Convolvulaceae. The record is from the annotation of a GenBank genome assembly.